AUGAUCGGGGCCUGUACAUGGACUUCCGAUUGUGACAAGAAUGUCUGCGAAGGCAACUGCUGCGAGGAGACUAUAGACAGCUACCGAUGCCACUGCUCGACAUCUGGCAAUAAACCUGAGCCAAAUAUGACCAAGUUAUUACCAUCUAAUCAAGGGUCUAGCAUCCCACGUGACUGCUCCGAGAUUCAGACUGGUGGCCAAUCCAAUAUCAGCAUGCUCAGUGGUGUAUACCUAAUCAGCCCUGAAGGAGAGGACGGGGAACCAUUCUAUGUCUACUGUGACAUGGCGACCGAUGGUGGACUAUGGACGGUCUUCCAGCGAAGACAUGAUGGUUCUGUUGAUUUCUAUCUCUAUUGGUCGGACUACAAGCACGGUUUUGGGAACGUUUCAUCAGAGCACUGGCUAGGGAACGACAACAUCCACCGUUUAUCUCGACAGAAGAUAUACGAGCUACGGAUAGAUCUAGAAGAUUUCGAGGGACACAAGUGGCACGCCACCUACAACAAUUUCAGCAUCGGGGACGAGAUGGAAAAUUACCGGCUCCUUACUCUUGGAAGUUAUUCUGGAAACAUAUAUGACAGUAUGACGUACCAUAUCGGUUAUGAGUUCAGUACCCCGGGACCGGGACCACGACACGAGCCCGCUCGAAUGGGAAAACUGCGCCACUCGCUACAAAGCAGGAUGGUGGUACGGCGGAUGUUACGCUGCCAACCUAAACGGCGUGUACGGUCUAAAAAGCUUGGAUGGUAUCUCGUGGCAAGAUCGGGCAUACAAUCGCGAGACACUCAAGAAUACAGAGAUGAAAGUUCGUCCGGCAUGAGCAUCGAAGUUCCAAUGGCAUCCUUUGGAAAAAAAAACUUACUUUAAAGAAAUGCAACUGUUUGAGACUCUGCGCAUUCCUCUGCGCAUUUAGUAUGCACCUCUGUAGAACUCACUUUCCAUAGAAUAGAAUAACUGAAGAUACAGUUUAGGGAA
Lytechinus variegatus (green sea urchin) is the source of this 975-nucleotide messenger RNA. RefSeq names its product fibrinogen-like protein A. The transcript has 5 exons. NCBI's taxonomy places the organism in Eukaryota, Metazoa, Echinodermata, Echinoidea, Temnopleuroida, Toxopneustidae. The record is from RefSeq and is a predicted model, not a curated record. The coding region runs from base 1 to 867 and encodes 288 amino acids.